AAUAUCAAAAUAAACAACGAUACGUGUCAUGCGAACGUUAUCUACCUGUUUGCCGCAGUUAAGAUUUACAUUUCGUAGAAGACCGAGUACAAUUUACUUCCUUGUGAAUAAAGGGUAAAUGGCUUUGUUGGAUAAACUUAUAUAGUAAAAAUGGCAUCAUCAAAACUACUUGUUGCUGCUAUCGACUUUGGUACAACAUUUUCUGGGUGGGCGUUUUCUUUCAAAAACGAUUUUAAGACUGAUCCCACGAAAGCGUCAGUAAAACAAUGGCACUCCGGCUCUGGCACCCUGACUACAGAGAAAACACCGACUGUGGCAUUGAUCAAUCCAGAUGGGAAGACACUUAGAGCCUUUGGAUACGAUGCUGAAAAUGAAUACAAGGAUUUGGCUGCUGAAGAAGAACAUGGAAAGUACUACUACUUUCAAAGAUUUAAAAUGCUGCUUCACAAGAAACUAGGAGAGAAACUUGACCGUACUGUUACACUUGAGGACGCAUUGGGGCGUUCACUUCUGGCUUUGGACGUUUUCUCACUAUCAAUAAAAUACUUAAUUGAAGAUAUGAUGAAAGUUGUAAAUGACAGACUAGCUGGGACAAUUGGUAGUGAAGAGAUAUUGUGGGUGAUAACGGUUCCUGCAAUAUGGACUGAUGGGGCCAAGCAAUUCAUGAGAGAGGCAGCUGUGAAGGCUGGUAUUAAAACAGAGAAUCUCAUUAUCGCUCUUGAACCCGAGGCUGCUUCAGUGUUUUGCCGGCAUCUUUCCAUAGACACAACUGUUGACAAUAAGGAAGUUCCAUUAGCGAUAUUUCCUGAUGGCACAAAGUACAUUGUGCUUGAUGCUGGAGGUGGUACGAUAGAUAUAACUGUUCAUGAGGUAGUUCCUGGUGGAUUAAAGGAGGUCAGGUCAGCUAGUGGUGGUGGUUGGGGUGGAACAACAGUGGACAACGCGUUUAAAACACUCUUGACAGAUAUAUUUGGUCAAGAUAUAUACGAAAGAUUCAAAAAUGAAGACACUGAAGAUUGGCUAGAUCUUUGGCGAGAUUUUGAGGUAAAGAAAAGAGGAAUUUCCCUUGACAAAACAGCAAAAAUAAGUAUGAAAUUUCCUAUUUCGUUAAUAAAUAUGUUUGAAGAAAGAAAAGAGCUAAAACUGUCAACAGCCAUUGCAUCAACAAAAUAUGCAGAAAAUGUCACAUUUUCAGGAGACAAAUUGAAGUUUUCACCAAGCGUGUUCCAGAAUUUGUUUAAAGAGUCAGUCAGUCUAACAACUGAUCACCUGAAGACGCUGAUGAAGGACACGAGCGUUAGAGCAAUUCUGAUGGUUGGGGGGUACUCGGAAUCUCCCAUGCUACAACAUGCAGUAAAGAUCACAUUCAAAGACGUUGAAGUUGUUAUACCGCUUGGAGCAUCUUCUACAAUACUUCGUGGGGCCUUGGUAUACGGUCACAGUCCUCAGCUCGUAAAAGAAAGGAUUUUAAAAUACACGUAUGGAGUUGGAUGUUCAAGAAAAUUCAUUGCAGGAGUUCAUGAUCAAAAGAAAUUAAUUUGAACGGAUAAAGGAGACCACUGCCUCGAUUUAUUUAGUAAAUAUGUUGAAAAGGGACAAACAGUUAGCAUGGGCGAAUGUUUUGAAGACAUAUUCUCACCACGAAAUCGAGAUCAGAGAAACAUAUACUGUCCGGUAUAUGCAUCAGAGGCUGAAAGUCCGAUGUAUACUGAUGCAGAAGAUUGCACUUUAAUUGGAGAAAUUAUUAUACCGCUAGAAGAUCAUGACGUAGAUCUUUCAAGAACUGUCAAGAUAUUACUAACAUUUAGCGAUACAGAAAAUCAAGUUGAAGGAAUUGACGAGAAAUCAGGAAAGAAAACAAACGCAUCACUAAAUUUCUUAGGAUAAGAAACCAGUAACAGAUUUAUUGUGUUACUUUGUAUGGGACAGAGCCUGCGAAUUGAAAUAUUCAGUAUCAAGAAACCGAAAUAUGAUUUUACUUUUCUACAGGAAAUCUAAUUGUACUGUUCUACAGGACUGAAACAGUUUGAAAAAUGUCUUGCAUGUGCCUAGUUUACGAAGUAAAACUAAAAAAAAAGACUUUGCGCAUAGUAAAAACUCCUACAGUGUAGAUCUGAAUGAAACUUUCCACUUUUGUAAGUUUUCCUAAAUUGUCUAUCAUCUGGUCAAAUUAAAUGGUUCGCAUGUUUUGUGAUUGUAGUGGAUCUUAAAAGGAUUAAUAUUCUUGUAUGGUUACAUAUAAGGAACGAUUCCUAAAUAUACAAAUACAACCAUU
Mercenaria mercenaria is the source of this 2275-nucleotide messenger RNA. RefSeq names its product heat shock 70 kDa protein 12A-like. The coding region runs from base 151 to 1542 and encodes 463 amino acids. Gene Ontology annotation, molecular function: ATP-dependent protein folding chaperone; ATP binding. NCBI's taxonomy places the organism in Eukaryota, Metazoa, Mollusca, Bivalvia, Venerida, Veneridae. The record is from RefSeq and is a predicted model, not a curated record. The transcript is spliced from 5 exons.